Saxophila tyrrhenica is the source of this 1071-nucleotide messenger RNA. RefSeq lists its product as uncharacterized. The record is from RefSeq and is a predicted model, not a curated record. Bases 1 to 1071 code for a protein of 356 amino acids. Lineage: Eukaryota; Fungi; Ascomycota; Dothideomycetes; Mycosphaerellales; Extremaceae. The transcript is spliced from 2 exons. Gene Ontology annotation, molecular function: nucleotide binding.
AUGGCUAUAUCUCAAUCAUCUCGAAAAGCCAAAAUCGCCAUUAUAGGGGCUGGUGUCAUAGGGCUCCGCCAUGCACAGUCCGUAGUGGCCUGUGAACAGGCAAACCUCCUGUGUCUCGUUGACCCGGUCUUCGUAGCAAGGCAGGAAGCAGAAGCGUUCAAUGUGCCUCUGUUCGAAUCAGUGGCGGCAAUGCUCCAAGAAUGCAAACCGGAUGGCGCAGUCGUAAGCACGCCCAACAGUACUCACGUGGCCGUGGCCAAGGAGUUGUUGUCCGCUGGUGUGCAUGUGCUGGUUGAGAAGCCCAUCUCGGUGGAUUCGUCGUCAGGACAGGGCCUUGUCAACCAUGCGGAAGCGUGCGGUAGGCGGUUGCUCGUUGGCCAUCAUCGCCGCUUUAACGCAUACGUUACUGCUACGAAGCGAGCACUGGAUAGAGGGCAUACUGGAAUGCCUGUAGCGGUUUCGGGUCUGUGGAUGUUGCGUAAGCCAGCAGGGUACUUUGAGCCUCCGACAGAUUGGAGAGCAAGCGCUGCAGGCGGAGGAGUGAUCCUCAUAAAUAUGAUCCACGAAGUAGACACCCUCCAAUAUCUCCUCGGACCCAUCAUAAGAGUCCACGCCGAGCAAACACUUUCUCAACGAGGACACGAGGCCGAGGAAGGUGCAGCUAUCGUACUACGCUUUGCUUCCGGGGUCGUAGGCACAUUCGUGAUGUGUGAUUCAACGGCAUCAAAACACAACUUCGAGAGCUCCACCGGAGAGAACCCAAUCAUUCCUCGAGCAGGAGCAGACUGCUAUCGUAUCUUCGGGACGGAAGGCAGUCUUAGCGUUGGCGACAUGACUCUUUCGAGGCAUACAUCGUCGGCUCAGAAGAGUUGGACCAGUCCAUUGUCGGAUGCAGUACUGCCUGUCGAGGAUAUUGUCCCGUUUGACGAUCAGAUGCUACAUUUUGUGGAUGUUAUUAGGGGCGGAGCCCGACCAAGGUGUAGUGGUGCUGACGGUCUUCGAGCCUUGAGCGUCUGCGAAGCGAUUAAGAGGUCGAUGGCUGAGGCUAUGCCGGUCGAUAUUGUAGCUUAG